UUGGAUACUGAGUGACAGCUCGGUCACUGAGACAGACAGAAGGGAGCUCUCCACAGAAGAGGAGAAGACUCAGUUCGACCACAGACUUUGAUCAACAUGCCUGCAGCUCAAGGAACAGCCAUUGGCAUUGACCUGGGCACCACCUACUCCUGUGUUGGGGUCUUCCAACAUGGCAAGGUGGAGAUCAUCGCCAAUGACCAGGGUAACCGCACCACCCCCAGCUACGUGGCCUUCAAUGACACUGAGAGGCUCAUCGGAGAUGCUGCCAAGAACCAGGUGGCUCUGAACCCCCAGAAUACCGUCUUUGAUGCCAAGAGGCUCAUCGGGAGGAGGUUCGAUGACCCAGUUGUCCAGACUGACAUGAAGCACUGGCCCUUCCAGGUGGUGAAUGAUGGAGGGAAGCCCAAGGUCAAGGUUGAGUACAAGGGAGAGAAUAAAGCCUUUUACCCUGAGGAAAUCUCUUCCAUGGUGCUGACCAAGAUGAAGGAGACAGCAGAGGCCUACCUGGGACACCCUGUCACCAAUGCUGUUAUCACGGUGCCUGCUUACUUCAAUGACUCCCAGCGCCAGGCAACCAAAGAUGCUGGUGUGAUCGCUGGCCUCAAUGUCCUCCGUGUCAUCAAUGAGCCAACGGCAGCUGCCAUUGCCUACGGCCUGGACAAGAAGGGCAGAGGAGAACACAACGUUCUCAUCUUUGACCUGGGGGGUGGCACCUUCGAUGUGUCUAUUCUCUCCAUCGACGAUGGUAUCUUUGAAGUGAAAUCAACGGCUGGUGACACCCACUUGGGAGGAGAGGACUUUGAUAACCGCAUGGUCAAUCACUUCAUUGAGGAGUUCAAGCGGAAAUACAAGAAGGACAUCAGUCAGAACAAGAGGGCAGUCAGGAGGCUGAGGACAGCCUGUGAAAGAGCCAAGAGAACCCUGUCUUCCAGCACACAAGCCAGUAUUGAGAUUGACUGUCUGUUCGAAGGCAUUGACUUCUACACCUCCAUCACCAGGGCUCGGUUUGAGGAGCUGAAUGCUGACCUGUUCAGAGGCACUCUGGAACCAGUGGAGAAAGCUCUGAGAGAUGCCAAGUUGGACAAGUCACAGAUCCAUGACAUUGUCUUGGUUGGGGGCUCCACCCGCAUCCCCAAGAUCCAGAAACUGCAGCAAGAUUUCUUCAGUGGCAAGGAGUUGAACAAGAGCAUCAAUCCUGAUGAGGCUGUGGCCUAUGGGGCAGCUGUUCAAGCAGCUAUUCUGAUGGGGGACAAGUCAGAGAAUGUUCAGGACCUACUUCUCCUGGAUGUCGCUGCCCUGUCUCUGGGUCUCGAGACAGCAGGGGGUGUCAUGACUGCACUCAUCAAGCGCAACACCACCAUUCCCACCAAGCAGACCCAGAUCUUCAGCACCUACUCUGAUAACCAGCCUGGUGUCCUUAUUCAGGUGUAUGAAGGGGAGCGAGCCAUGACCAAGGACAACAAUCUCCUGGGUAAAUUUGAGUUGAGUGGCAUUGCUCCUGCCCCUCGCGGUGUGCCACAGAUUGAGGUCACCUUUGAUAUCGAUGCCAAUGGCAUCUUGAAUGUCUCUGCCAUUGAUAAGAGCACUGGCAAAUCGAACAAGAUCACCAUCAGCAAUGACAAGGGCAGGCUGAGUAAGGAGGAGAUUGAGAGGAUGGUGCAGGAGGCAGAAAAGUACAAGAAUGAGGAUGAAGCCCAGCGGGAAAGGAUCGGAGCCAAGAACAGUCUGGAGUCCUACGCCUUCAACAUGAAGAGCACAGUGGAGGAUGAGAAUGUGAAAACUAAGAUCAGUGAGGGAGACAGGAAGAAAAUUCUUGAGCAAUGUAACCAGGCAAUCCUGUGGCUGGAGAACAACCAGAUGGCAGACAAGGAGGAGUUUGAGUACCAGCUGAAAGAACUGGAAAAGCUGUGCCGUCCCAUCAUUGCCAACCUGUACCAAGGAGGAGCAGCAGCGGCAGCAGCAGGGGGUUCUUGCAGAGCCCAGGCUGGACGUGCCACUUCCACAGGACCAAUAGUGGAGGAGGUGGACUAAAGGACUGGAAAGUCAGAGCCUCCGCAAUCCAGGCCUGAACUUUAGACUGGGACUGGGUCAGCACCAGGAUCUCUCUCUUUCAGUGACAGGGAGAGGAGAGGGUUGCUGCAGAAAUUACUGCCAGCUGUAACAGUGAUGAUGUCACUGAUCUUGGAGCCUGUUGACAUUUUGUAAUUUUUAUUACUUUUGUUGAAAUAAUUUUCUGAA
This is a messenger RNA of Hemiscyllium ocellatum (epaulette shark), 2238 nucleotides long. RefSeq names its product heat shock 70 kDa protein-like. Gene Ontology annotation, molecular function: heat shock protein binding; ATP hydrolysis activity; ATP-dependent protein folding chaperone. Lineage: Eukaryota; Metazoa; Chordata; Chondrichthyes; Orectolobiformes; Hemiscylliidae. Gene Ontology annotation, cellular component: cytoplasm; blood microparticle; vesicle. Gene Ontology annotation, biological process: protein refolding; cellular response to unfolded protein. The transcript has a single exon. The coding region runs from base 97 to 2031 and encodes 644 amino acids. The record is from RefSeq and is a predicted model, not a curated record.